CGCUUGCUUGCUCGCUCUCGGCGGCCGCUCUCGCUGCGGCUGCGGCUGAGGCUGGGGGCGGCGGCGGCGACGCGGGCGGCUGGCGGCGCGGGGCGGUCCGGCGGGUUCAAAGAGGAAAACAUGGCGGAAAACAAAGGCGGCGGCGAGGCUGAGAGCGGCGGCGGGGGCAGCGGCAGCGCGCCGGUAACUGCCGGGGCCGCGGGGCCCGCGGCGCAGGAGGCGGAGCCGCCUCUCGCGGCGGUGCUGGUGGAGGAGGAGGAGGAGGAGGAAGGCAGCAGGGCCGGCGCGGAGGGCGGCGCGGCCGGGCCCGACGACGGGGGGGUGGCCGCGGCCUCCUCAGGCUCGGCGCCGGCUGCCUCAGCUCCUGCGGCUUCAGUGGGGCCCGGAGUUCCCGGUGGGGCCGUCUCGACUCCGGCCCCAGCCCCAGCGUCGGCUCCCGCUCCGGGUCCCUCGUCGGGGCCGCCCCUGGGGCCGCCAGCCUCGCUCCUGGACACCUGCGCUGUGUGUCAGCAGAGCUUGCAGAGCCGGCGCGAGGCGGAGCCCAAACUGCUGCCCUGCCUUCACUCCUUCUGCCUGCGCUGCCUGCCGGAGCCCGAGCGCCAGCUCAGCUUGCCCAUCCCGGGGAGCAGCAACGGCGACGUCCAUCAAGUUGGUGUAAUACGCUGCCCAGUAUGCCGCCAAGAAUGCAGACAGAUAGACCUUGUGGAUAAUUAUUUUGUGAAAGACACAUCUGAAGCCCCUAGCAGUUCUGAUGAAAAAUCAGAACAGGUAUGUACUAGUUGUGAAGACAAUGCUAGUGCAGUUGGCUUUUGUGUAGAAUGUGGAGAGUGGCUAUGUAAGACAUGUAUCGAAGCACAUCAAAGAGUAAAAUUCACUAAAGAUCACUUGAUCAGGAAGAAAGAAGAUGUCUCAGAGUCUGUUGGAGCAUCUGGUCAGCGCCCUGUUUUCUGCCCUGUACACAAACAAGAACAAUUGAAACUUUUCUGUGAAACAUGUGAUAGACUAACAUGUAGAGACUGUCAGCUAUUGGAACACAAAGAACAUAGGUACCAGUUUUUGGAAGAAGCUUUUCAAAAUCAGAAAGGUGCAAUUGAGAAUUUGUUGGCUAAGCUUCUUGAAAAGAAGAAUUAUGUUCAUUUUGCAGCUACUCAGGUGCAGAAUAGGAUAAAAGAAGUAAAUGAGACUAACAAACGAGUAGAACAGGAAAUUAAAGUGGCCAUUUUCACCCUUAUCAAUGAAAUUAAUAAGAAAGGAAAAUCUCUCUUACAGCAGCUAGAGAAUGUUACAAAAGAAAGACAGAUGAAGCUACUACAGCAGCAGAAUGACAUCACAGGGCUCUCCCGGCAGGUGAAACAUGUUAUGAACUUUACAAACUGGGCCAUUGCAAGUGGCAGCAGCACCGCACUACUGUACAGCAAACGGCUGAUUACCUUUCAAUUGCGUCAUAUUUUGAAAGCUCGGUGUGAUCCUGUCCCUGCUGCUAAUGGAGCAAUACGUUUCCAUUGUGAUCCCACAUUCUGGGCAAAGAAUGUAGUCAAUUUAGGUAAUCUAGUAAUAGAGAGUAAACCAGCUCCUGGUUAUACUCCUAAUGUUGUAGUUGGACAAGUUCCUCCAGGGACAAACCACAUUAGUAAAACUCCUGGACAGAUUAAUUUAGCACAGCUUCGACUUCAGCAUAUGCAACAGCAAGUAUAUGCACAGAAACAUCAGCAGUUGCAACAGAUGAGAAUGCAGCAACCACCAGCUCCUGCACCACCACCAACAACAACAACACAGCAGCACCCUAGACAAACAGCCCCUCAGAUGUUACAGCAACAGCCUCCAAGAUUGAUCAGUGUGCAAACAAUGCAAAGAGGCAAUAUGAACUGUGGAGCUUUUCAAGCCCAUCAAAUGAGACUGGCACAGAAUGCUGCCAGAAUCCCAGGGAUACCCCGGCACAGCGGGCCUCAGUAUUCCAUGAUGCAGCCACAUCUCCAAAGACAACACUCAAACCCAGGGCAUGCUGGACCUUUUCCUGUUGUAUCAGUACACAAUACCACAAUCAACCCAACAAGCCCUACUACAGCAACUAUGGCAAAUGCAAACCGAGGCCCCACCAGCCCAUCUGUUACAGCAAUAGAACUCAUCCCUUCAGUUACUAACCCGGAAAACCUUCCAUCCUUGCCAGAUAUUCCUCCCAUACAGCUGGAAGAUGCUGGCUCAAGCAGUUUAGAUAAUCUACUAAGUAGAUACAUCUCAGGCAGUCACCUACCCCCACAGCCUACAAGCACCAUGAAUCCUUCCCCAGGACCCUCCGCCCUAUCUCCAGGAUCAUCAGGUUUAUCCAAUUCUCACACACCUGUGAGACCUCCUAGUACUUCUAGUACUGGCAGUAGAGGCAGCUGUGGGUCAUCAGGAAGAACUACUGAGAAGACUGGCCUUAGUUUCAAAUCUGAUCAAGUGAAAGUCAAGCAAGAACCUGGGACUGAGGAUGAGGUCUGUAGUUUUUCAGGAGCUGUCAAACAGGAAAAGACUGAGGAUGGGAGGAGAAGUGCCUGCAUGUUGAGCAGUCCUGAGAGUAGCUUGACACCACCUCUGUCAACCAACCUGCAUUUAGAGAGUGAGUUGGAUGCGUUAGCAAGCCUGGAAAACCAUGUGAAAUCUGAACCUGCAGAUAUGAAUGAAAGCUGCAAGCAGUCAGGGCUCAGCAAUCUAGUUAAUGGAAAGUCUCCAAUUCGAAGCCUCAUUCACAGGUCAGCAAGGAUUGGAGGAGAUGGCAACAACAAAGAUGAUGACCCGAAUGAAGACUGGUGUGCUGUCUGCCAAAAUGGAGGGGAUCUCUUGUGCUGUGAAAAAUGUCCAAAGGUCUUUCAUCUAACUUGCCAUGUUCCAACACUUCUUAGCUUUCCAAGUGGGGACUGGAUAUGCACAUUUUGCAGAGAUAUUGGGAAGCCAGAAGUUGAAUAUGACUGUGAUAAUUUGCAACACAGCAAGAAGGGGAAGACUGUACAGGGAUUAAGCCCGGUGGACCAAAGGAAAUGUGAACGUCUUCUGCUUUAUCUCUAUUGCCAUGAAUUAAGUAUUGAAUUCCAGGAGCCGGUUCCUGCUUCGAUACCAAACUACUAUAAAAUUAUAAAGAAACCGAUGGAUUUAUCCACUGUGAAAAAGAAGCUUCAGAAGAAACAUUCCCAACAUUAUCAAAUUCCAGAUGAUUUUGUGGCUGAUGUCCGUUUGAUCUUCAAGAACUGUGAAAGGUUCAAUGAAAUGAUGAAAGUUGUUCAAGUUUAUGCAGACACACAAGAGAUUAAUUUGAAGGCUGAUUCAGAAGUAGCUCAGGCAGGGAAAGCAGUUGCAUUGUACUUUGAAGAUAAACUCACAGAGAUCUACUCAGACAGGACCUUCGCACCUUUGCCAGAGUUUGAGCAGGAAGAGGAUGAUGGUGAGGUAACUGAGGACUCUGAUGAAGACUUUAUACAGCCUCGCAGAAAACGCCUAAAGUCAGAUGAGAGACCAGUACAUAUAAAGUAAACUAACAUGGACUUAAAGCAGUUGUUUUAAAAAGAAGAAAAAAAGCAUUUUAUUUAAGUGUUGCUGGACUAUAUCCUGCCUUUAGUAGGCAUCUCCUUUGAAGAACCUGAUAGUUUUUACACAGUAUUAGAUUGAAAUAAUGGACAGACAACAUUCUUGUCAAGAAAGGUGAAGGAAAAAAAAUCUGCAGUCAAUGACUGUUAAAAGUACACAAAACAAACAUUUUCAUUUUUCAGAAGUUAAAGAGCAAAAUGGAAGAAAUAAAAACUGGAGAUUUCUUUAAAAAAAAGAAAAGAAAGAUGAAGAGAAUUGUGUUUGCAACUUUAAAGUAAAAACAAGAAAAAAAAUGAAAUGACUUUUGAGAAUUUGUUACUAAACCAGGAUGGUUCUUUGUUAGAAGUGGCAAAUGUUGAUCACGUGGUAUUGACUGGUGCAGGAUACUGGGUGUACAAGUAAAUACACAAGGCUCAUGUUGCUUGAUAAAUUGUCUUUGGACUAGAGUGCAAUUAGUUUAAAAAAGCUUAUAAGCAUCUACUUCACACAUGUAAUAUACUGGGGUUUUUUAAGUUUAAAAGUAGCUCAGAUUUUAUUUACUGUCAGUGGAAAUAUGCACUGAAUCAUGCCAUUAUAUUUUUUCUCAUUUUCAUGCUGUUGAGAAUUCAACAGUACAUUUAUUUUUUAUUUAUACAUAUGAUCUAGGAAAUAUAAACAUUUGUUUUGCCCUCAGUGGUCUACUGAAGUGAAAAUGGCAAUUUUCUGUAGUAGAUCAUGUAGAGCUACAAUACACAUUUCCAGAAAAUAUUUUCACACAGUUGCACUUACCAGUCAAAUCAUGUGAUCAUAACAGUUAUUCCUGUGAAAGACAGAAUGUUUGUUUUAAAAUUAAUCUUGUUUUCUGUAUAUUCAAAUUUGAUUGAGAAGGUGACAACUGGCUCUUAUCCAGUCUUCCUUCCUAACAGUUUUCCGAUAGACCACUAUUGGCAAACAGUAAUCUGUCAACUACCAAAUGUGUAAAAUUUUCUGUAUUUCACUUUGUCUUAUUUGUAAAUAAUGAACUAAAACUUCUGGCAGAUCGGCAACAUUUGCUGAGGCUGUUUUUUAAGCUAAUGUGUAUUCUUACUAAUGUUCCUAUCAAGAAUGGAUUUGUAAUAUAUGCUGUCUAUUUCUAAUGUUCACAUUCAUAUUUUGAAGUUCUAUCUUAUUUUAAUAGAGAACAGACUUCUCAAAAUCUUCAGAAGCAGCUUAUUAUUAAAAUAUCAAAACAUUGAAAUAAACCCGGUGGGGUUAUAUUACUCAUCUGUCCACCAAGUGGGACAUUUGCAUGGACUCGGGGCUUAAAGGACUUAGAAGUGAGACAUGUAAGUAAAUCCUGAAAAUGAGCCAAUCCCCACUUGAAUGGUUACUGGAGUAAACCCACCUUUUGCUGUCCUGAUUAUAGUACCUGAGGCAGAUAAACCAACUUGGCUCUGGUUCAUUUUUCUUCUCAUUUGUGAUCCUGACAUUCAAGAUGUGUGUUCUAGACUGUGUACAGGCUUCUCUUACAUUGAAUUAAAAAUUUUAGUCCUCCUUUUGUAUAGCCACAUUAGAAUAUAAAGUGACCAAAAUAGAGGAAUUUGCCAUUAGAUAUUUUUCAGACGUCAGCAGAUUUGUGGCAAAUCAUUUGCCUUUUUAAAAAAUUCAGCUAAGCAGUUCAGACCGUAGAUUACUCAGAACAUUAUUUGACAUAAUUGUCUUAAGAAGUAAAUAUUUUUUAGUGCAUAUUGAAUCAAAUAAAGUGCUCUAAAAAAAUUA
Molecule: messenger RNA, 5298 nt
Organism: Cavia porcellus (domestic guinea pig)
Lineage: Eukaryota; Metazoa; Chordata; Mammalia; Rodentia; Caviidae
Gene: Trim33
Product: tripartite motif containing 33
Exons: 20
Coding region: 121-3507 (1128 amino acids)
Cellular component (GO): chromatin
Molecular function (GO): protein binding; zinc ion binding
Source: RefSeq, a predicted model, not a curated record